CUCUUCAAAUUCAAACUGCUUAGAACCAUCAUCAGAUCUCUAUACAGAAUUAAAACCCUUUCUAACUCUAUGUGGAAUUGGAUCAUUAAGAGGUGUCAGACGAAAGGAUUGAAUAGGGAUUAGCCGGUCUUCUAAUUGCUUCUGUUUGUGGGUCAUUUGAUUCCUGAUUAGCCCGGCCACUCAAUUAGCCAGUCUUCUAAUUGCUUGGGUGUGUGUGAUUAGCCAGUCUCUCAUUAACCAAGGAUCCCAGUGACUGUUUGCGAUUAGCCAGUCUCUUGAUUGGCUGUGUUUGUGAUUAGCUAGUCCUCUAAUUUACCAAGGCACUGAGGGAGGAAGGGACUAAGUGAAUGAGUAUGAGUGAGUGUGUGGGGGUGAGUGAGUAAAUGGGUGUGUCAGUGAGUACCAUGCAGGGGUUUUAGUGGUCCAAGGCGCCCCUCCCCUCCCGUCGCUGGUGGUGGCGGCGCCCCGAGUACCCCAGUAAACAGGUCGGUGCCUCGUCGCUCGAGUGUUCCCCGUGCGCGGCGCUGGAUGCUAAUUUGCAGUGACUCGUCUGAUUGACCGCCUCGCCGAGCGUCGCGUGUCGCCGCGGGCCGCGAUAUUACAGGCAUUAUCAGCGAGUGUUUUGACAGGACAAAUCUCAUUGGUUCCUCGUAUUAGCGUCAACUCGGACACAUUCAUUCAUUGGACACAGCCGAUGUAAUGACUCCUCCCAUUGGUCACACGCCUCGCGCCCUCGCCGCCUGGACGCAGCCCCGCCAUUGGUGCCUCGUUAUGCACCUGAUCGGGCCAUUUGCUUGAUGGGGCUGACGUCACGGAGGGCGCCUGACGCCGGCUGACGAGGCUGACCAAUAAACGGAGGUGUGGCCGAGGGGUGCCUCCUGAUGGGCCAGCCUACGCCACACCUGCCGCCCCGCACACCUGAAGCUGGGAAAUACCUACCAAGCGGCCAGCAGCUCCGCGGGUCCCGGCGGCCGCUGUGUGUGGUGGCCCCGCGCUGGGUGGCGGUGAGCACAGUGUGGGAGGAGUCUCCGGCCCCGGCCACUCCACUAAGUUUCGUUUGGAGGGGGCUGGCUGGGGGGGUUCCGGGCGGCGCGAGGGCCCCACACCCCUCCUGCCGGGGACUAGGUAUCCUGUGGGGGCUGUUGCAGCGGCGGGCGUUGACAGGGGCGUCUAGAGCAGGCCUGAGAGGCGCGGGCGGGCGCGGGAGGGGACGGAGUGGGGUGGGCGAGAGCGGCGGGCAACGGGAAAUAGGUGGCGCGCGGCCGUGUGCCGGGGUGGCCGCGUGUGUGUGGUCCGCGGCCCUGACAGUCCUCGACCUGAGCAAGGCUUUGUGUUGCCCUAGUCAGUCAGUACCCGAGCAGCGAGCACAGGGAGACCACCACCAUCUCGCCGCCACACGGGACGCCCCGCACCCACCGCCUGACGCAGUGCAGCGCCGCCCUCGCACAAGUGGGAACGCAGAGGAGUGGCGUGGGAGGGCCUGGCUGGGUGGUCGGCCGCCUACCAGCCUCGAGGAGACAGAGUUUAUAUAGAUGCCGAUGACAUGGUGGCGGCGGGCGGCGGCGGGGCAUAAGCAGAUCGGGUAGUGAAGUCCUCGCGCUCAACGUCUCAAUUAGUGACGUCGACCACCGCUUCAGCUCCUCUUAUUGACAUGCUGAUUGAGCCAUCGAGCGUCGCGGCGGCGGGGCGGCACCUGGCGGCUGUCGCUGCAGCCGAGGCGUCCCUGUGAGGCAGCACUGCAGCACCAGGGCGUCCAGGCGCCGCCCUCCUGCACGCGGAGCGAGACGCGUGCCCUCACCGCCACCCCGACGCCCCGCCCUGCUCCUCCCGCCCCAGUGUAAACAGUGCCCGGCGGUGAGUGCCUGUGAAGUGUCGGAUUGUGUCGCCUGGUGAGGAGGCCGUGCGUGGAGGCAGCCAGCGCGAGCACCUGUGGAGUAGCGACGCGGCGCAGCGAUACCGUGGCCGCGGCGGGGCUGUGAGCGUUGAGGGAGACACGAACGAAGAGAAGGAGAGUUGCAGUAAGACGAGAGCGAAGGGAAGGAGUAUUGCAGUGACAGGAACGGAGGAAAGGAGUGCUACGGUGAGACGGGGAACGAAGGAAAGGAUUAGUGUUGCGUGAGACAGGAACGGAGAGAAAGAAGUGUUGCGUGAGGUGAGACAGGCAAAGAAUAGUGUUGCGGGAGACAGGAACAGCGGAGGAGGAGAGGAGUGAGUGUUGCAGGAGAGAGAUAAACGAAGAGGGAGAGCAGUGUUACCGUAGAGAAAGGAACAGAGGAAGAAAAAGAGUGUUGCAGUGACAGAAACGAAGGAGUGUUGGAUUGAGACACGGACGAAGGCGAGGAGUGUUACCGCCUUGCCAGGGACUUCAUCACCGCCUCCUCCACACGACGCACCAUUUACCACCCUCGCAGCCUCCACUCCACCUGUGCCCCUCUUACCCCUCCUCCCUUGUCCACCUGUUACAACCCCCCCUGUACACACACACACGCACACACACGCACCUACUGGAACGAGGAGUACGCCGCCGCUGCAGCACACACACACACACACACACACACACACACACACACACACUCACAGACACACGGCCCUUUACUCUCCCCCCCCCCCCUCCCCCUUCCAUUUUCACCCCUGCCCAUACCUGUGUCUGGAACGCCCCAAAAAAGGAAGGAAUGUGCGAACGGAUAAUGCGGUUGGAUAGCAUAGACAGUCCCUUCCUGGCGCCCCUCGACCCCAUGCGAGAGAUUCAAGACCAAGACCGAGACCUUCAGGAGCACGGCCCGAUAACUUACCUUCUGCGUCUUCGUCUGCGUCUUGGUCUGCGUCUCCGUCAAGCUCUCCUGCCCCUGCGAAGUGAGACAUCCGCUUGUGGCUGGGUCUUGGCGGGGGCAGUCCGGCGCUAGAGCUCCCCCCCCUGGUCGGCGGCCGCCUGGGCGCUGCUCCCCUGGGCUCCAGCGUGCCCGGGGAGCUUGCGGCCCCGCCCCCGCCCCCCUACCGCAUCCCCCCGUACAUGGAGCACCUCUACCAGUCGCUCCACACCUCCCCCCAGCCCUCCAUCAGGGGACUAUCGCCACUAGAAGGACGCGGCCUCGCUGUUGGCGGCGACUACAUCGGGAUGAGCGGGUUGGCCACGACGCGCCUCAGCGACCCCCACCUCCUCCCCUCCUCCACCCUCACCUCCACCGACCUCCCCUCCUUCAUCGACGGUUCAAGGUUACCGUCGCCGCGGCCCAGCCUCCGCCAGAGCCGCAAAAGAGCGCUCUCCUCCUCCCCCUACAGCGACUCCUUCGAUAUCAACUCGAUGAUUCGCUUCAGCCCCAACUCCCUCGUCUCCAUCAUGAACGGAUCUCGCUCCUCCUCGGCCAGCGGCUCCUACGGCCAUUUGUCUGCAGGUGAGCGGCUCUACCUUCCGACAGGUGCCAUCUCCCCCGCCCUGGGCAUGCACCCCGGGGUAGGCGCCGCCACCCAUCUGCAGCAGCUCCAGGCUCACCUGAUGCGGGGGGCGUCGCUCCCCGGUUCCCCCUUCCUGGCGCCGUCCCCGCUCCUGCAGCACGGCGCCCCGGUCCCCUCGCACCAAAACCUCUUCUCCCUCUCCUCGCAGCCCCCGCCCCCCACGCUGCCCCCCAAGAACGAGCAGGUGAAGAAGGAGUCGCCCACGAUCUCGAGCACCAUGGAGGAGGAGAAGGGGUCCAAGGUGAAGAAAGAGGCGUCCAGCACCACCUCGGGGGCGUGCGGGGCCGUCAGCGCCUCGGCCCGGGACGACGACGGUCUGAAGGAGGAGCCGCCGGACUUCAUCGAGACGCACUGCCACUGGCGGGAGUGUAACAAGGACUUCAACACGCAGGACGACCUCGUCAAGCACCUCAACAACGACCACAUCCACGCCAACAAGAAGUCGUUUGUGUGCCGCUGGAAGGACUGCUCGCGCGAGGAGAAGCCCUUCAAGGCGCAGUACAUGCUGGUUGUGCACAUGCGGCGUCACACGGGGGAGAAGCCUCACAAGUGUACGUUCGAGGGUUGCUACAAGGCCUACUCCCGCCUGGAGAACCUCAAGACGCACCUCCGCUCUCACACGGGGGAGAAGCCGUACAUGUGUGAGUUCCCGGGGUGCACCAAGGCCUUCUCCAACGCCUCGGACCGCGCCAAGCACCAGAACAGAACGCACUCCAACGAGAAACCCUACGUGUGCAAGGCGCCGGGCUGCACCAAGCGCUACACAGACCCGUCAUCGCUGAGGAAGCACGUCAAGACAGUCCACGGCGCCGACUUCUACGCCUCCAAGAAGCACAAGGGCAACGACCACCCCACCACCAACCCGGGGAGCGGCGGCGGCGGCAAGGAGGGAGGCGCCGCCCAUCCUGAGGGCUCCCCGCACUCCGAUGGCGGGAAGGGCGGCUCGCUGUCCAGCCCCUCGGUGAAGAGUGAGGACCCCACGUCGCCGGGCCAGGAGCAGCACAGCCCCCAGAUGGACACGGUGGUGGGCGGCGGCGCCACGCCCAUGGACCAGAGCCGGCUGCUGGAGGGCCCCAUCAGCGACAACAACAUCAGCACCACAGGCGGCUACGAGAGCGUGCUGGAGCAGGAGGAGGCCUGGGACACCGUGGAGGACGACCUUGAGGCCAGCGUGGACCUCCCUGUGGGCGUGGCGGCACUCAACGGCCUCGAGGGGUCCAUGGGCGGCCAGGUCAGUCUGCAGGAACGGAACUUGCGGAACAGAUUGAAAAACCGUCUCCAGGCGAAGGGCUUGGCCAACAUCCUGCCCAACAUCCCCGGGGGGCCGCGCCGCACGCCGGGAGGCUGCGGCGGCGUCGGGGAACUGUCGCAGCGCAUCACCGACCUCAAGAUGACGGGCGGCAUGACCUCCUCACAGCAGGCCCGCAAGACCCUCAUCGACCUCAACCUCCGGCCAGGCCACACCGCCGUGCAGAACAACCGCCGGGACUCCAACUCCACCGUCAGCACCUACUACGGCAGCAUGCGCAGCGACUCCUCCAUCCACCCGGCCAGCCGCAGGUCCAGCGAGGUGUCCCAGGCCUCGGCGGCCUCCAUGGGGCGGCAGAACAUGGUGCCAUCGCCCUACGAUCCCAUCUCCCUGGGGUCCUCGCGCCGCUCGUCGGAGAACUCCAACUUCAACAUGGCCGGCAUCGCGCAGUCCAUGAGCUCCCACCUGGCCAAGCUGCAGCGGCGCGCCAUGGCCACCAGCGAGCUGUACAACACGUCCAACCUUGUGGUGCAGACCCAGAACAUGUCCCUGAGCCAGGACAACCUUCAGGGCGGCUGCGGCUGGACCAACAACAGCUCCGUGGCCGGCAUGAGUGCCUCCAUGGGGGGCACCAACUACAGCUCCAUGGGUCCCCUCGGCCCCAUCGACCCCCACACCCACCAGCACCACACCCACAGCCACGGCCACAGCCUGCACCCCAACCACCACCACCACCACCUCCAGAACCGCUGCGAGGGCUCCCGCCGCGCCUCGGACCCGGUGAGGCCGCUGGAGCGUGGUCUAGGGCCGGGCGAGGAGGGCGCGCCACGGCUACAGCGCCACCACAGCUACACCUCCUUCAACCCCCGCACGCCCCUGCCGCCCAUCACGCCGCGCCACCACCCCAACCACGGCCUGCAGCUGGACCAGGUGGCCGAGGACGAGCCCAUCGAGAACAAGCUGGUGCUGCCUGAUGACAUGGUGCACUACCUCAACCAGAAGGGGAACGGCGCAGACAAGCCCAAGUGUGAGUCCAAGGACACGCGGCGGCAGGGCAGCAGCACGCCCAACACCAUGCCCAGCCAGCAGAUGCCCUCCCCGGCCUACAGCACCCAGCCCAUGCCCAGCCCAGCUUACUCCAACCAGCCAAUGAUCAGCCCGGCCUACUCCAACCAGCCCAUGCCCUCCCCAGCCAACCCUUACCAGUACCCCCAGCCCUCCCCAGGGUACUCUGUCCCCUCCCCGGCCCACCCCUAUGGUGGCGUGGCCAUGCAGACGCCAGCGCCGCCGCAGCAGCAGUUCAGCACGGGGCUGUCAGCGCCCGGCACGGCCCAGGCCUUCAACCAGAUGAGUCAGCAGUACCAGCCCCAGCAGCCCGUGCCCCAGGGCUACAUGCAGCAGCAGCACCACCACCAGCAGUACCCCCAGCAGUACACACAGCAGCAGGGCCAGCAGAUGAUGGGCCAGCAUGUCUACAACCCCAUGAUGCAGCAGCAGCAGCAGCAGCAGGGCAGAUAUGGCGGCCUGGGCCUGCAGCAGGGAGCCAGCGGCUAUGGCAUGGGCCAGGGUGGAUAUGGCCCUGUUCAUGCCUGUGGCCACCUGGCCCCACCCAACCUCCCCACCCCAGCCUACCAGGGCCCCUGUGCAGGGUGCCAGGGCCGGGGCGGGGCCAUGCCCGGGGACAUGAGUGCCUACCAGGGCCAGCACGGAGCCAUGGCCAGCUGGCACGGCUCACAGAUGAAUGUGAACCAGUUCCAGGCUGGCCAGCAGUACGGGCCCCAGCAGCAGCAGGGGGCACAGCAGCAGCAGCAGCAAGGGUCACAGCAACAGCUGGGCCUGAUGGGUGGCCAGGUCCCCAUGGGGGGGUACAUGGGCAUGGGCCACCAGUACCAGAACAACAUGAUGCUGCCCAUGGGCUACUCCGCCUCUAUGUCCGGUGAUGUACAGUGUCGUGAUGUCAGCCAAAGCUCCCAGAGCAAAGGAGGGAAGGCAAAGACCUCCCCCAAGAACAGCAGUGCAAUCAUCCCCGACCCAGCAGCGUGUGGCACCCCCGGCGGCACCCUCACUGGUGCCGCCAUGGACGCUGCGGGCACGCUGGGCACCAGCAAAACGGUGCAGCCACAGCCCCCAGCCACCCCCGACACAGUGGCAGCAGCUGCGGGGUCAGCGGCAGCAGGGCCGGCAGUAGCAGCAGCAGCAGCAGCAGUAGCAGUAGCCCCGGUAGCAGUCGUCAACCCUGCCGUGGACGCUGCCGCCGGGGACAGCAAGGCCGAGGAGGACGGCGCGGCGGGGGACACCAAGACCAACAAGAACUUCAUGAAGCCGGACACGUACCAGCGCACGCUGGAGUACGUGCAGCAGUGCCAGAGCUGGAGCUCCACCGUGGUGAAGGAGGAGGUCACCAGCACCACCGACCAGAAGCCAAAACUCAACCCCAAUGGCACCGUAGCCGGCUACUCAGGGCCAGCGGCACAGGCUGGCCUCUUCCCUCCACCGCCACCACCGCCGCCCCCACAGCAGCAGCAGCAGCAGCAAGCCUCAGCAGGGCCACAGAACCCCUCCAGGUUUGCCACGCCUCUGCCCUCGGCCCUGGCGGAGACCUCCAACAUGGUCAUCAACGACAUGACCUCCUCCCUCACCUCACUGCAAGAGGAAAACAAGUACCUCCAAUUGAUCCAAUGACCUCACCCGCCACACCAGUGUGCCCUGCCCAGCCAGCCUUCAGGGUGACGCCCGUGGGUGCCGGCCAGCAGGGCUGUGUGCCAUCUGUUGGCACAUGGUGGGCAGCCUGUGAGAGGCACCUCCUCAGAGACUACUCUCAUGUCUUGCUAUGAAUGCCUGUGAUGCUCUAGAGUGUAAAUAUUAAUGAGACAAUAAUAUAUUUGUACAGUUGGUUGUGCUGGCGCUGGAGGGAAGCACCAGCCGCCCCCCCCUCCCCCGAGUGAUCUCUCUGUGCCCCACCAGUGCCCUACAGCCCGCCCGUGCCCGUGGCCUGGCACUGUGCUGACCCAGGUGGUGGUCAUGAGGAGUCCCAUUACUAGUGCCUUUGGUGACCACUUGACCAGUGGCAGGCAGGGCGGAGGAUGAGCCGGGCUGCCGGGCAGAACACGGAACACGCCAUGGCUGGCCGCGGUGCCGGGAGACAUUGUGCAAAGCCCUCCAUCAGUGCCAAGUGCCGCGUAGUAAGCAGACAGUGCCAACAGCCAUCCUGCAAGGUGCCAUACCAGUGUGGUUGUAUUCAGGGCCUCUAAGUAAGCGUGUACAGUGUGUGUGUACAGGGAAGCCGUAGCUCUAAGUCUUUCUUUUGUACCGACACAGGUGGCAUCCUUCCUGUCUUUCCAAGUUUCCACAGGACUGUACUUAUAUUUUUUUUUUUUUUACAUAAUGCAGAAUUUCGUCAGAAUAAACCAUUUUUUGAAAC
Molecule: messenger RNA, 8123 nt
Organism: Eriocheir sinensis (Chinese mitten crab)
Lineage: Eukaryota; Metazoa; Arthropoda; Malacostraca; Decapoda; Varunidae
Gene: ci
Product: transcriptional activator cubitus interruptus-like
Exons: 12
Coding region: 3011-7384 (1457 amino acids)
Biological process (GO): regulation of transcription by RNA polymerase II
Cellular component (GO): nucleus
Molecular function (GO): RNA polymerase II cis-regulatory region sequence-specific DNA binding; DNA-binding transcription factor activity, RNA polymerase II-specific
Source: RefSeq, a predicted model, not a curated record